UCUAUUCUCAGGCUCUGAUUCAGAAGAGGAUAAGUCAAGUAGAGUCACUCCCAAGGCCACGGGUGCUGGCACGCCCGCGAACGGUCGAAAAUCGGGGAAGCACCGAAACACAACAGACAUGAACAGGGCUACGACUGAUCUUAUCGACAGUGACCAGGAUGAGCUCCGAGUGCCCAAUAAAACGAGCCAAAAGGGCCUACCCACCCCCCAACGUUCAUUGGCACAACCGAUCGCACCGGCCUGGAAGCAAACCACACCACAGCAGAUGAUACGCAUAUAGAUUCAGCAACCCACCCAGCAGCACACAGGGACCAUGCGAAUCACAGUGCCACUAACACACCACUGAAUGGGAGCACGGGUGUGGUAGCAGGUGGCGAUAGGAGUCCCAGCAAGAUAGGCACGCCCGUGAGCCCGCCAAAAAGAUCCAUAUUAGGCUCGCUCAAAACCCUCACUACAUCUCCGGGCCUGAGCACAGCCUCCCAUGCCACACCCACCAAACGCGAACGUAUUAAAGUAGGAACGGUUGCUACGGAGCAGCUAGAAGCAACGGACACAGACAGCGGCAGUGACGCAGAUCCAGACGCGCACGCGCCUGCGAUGCCCACGUGCGCGUUGGCGGUGAGUGUUUCGUCGUGCCUCGUUGAUAUGGAUAGCCUACACACAUUCAUCGGAUGUUUGGUGCAGCACUACAACAACGGAACAGUGGACGCCAAAUCACUUGACAGAUGCCAACCACUCACUGACUUAUCCACGCGAUCUCAAUCCGCCAAGUCCUUCGAUAUCACUAACCCACCAAAGGGAUACUAUGUGGAGCCGAAGGGCUUCGUGAGUCACAUUAUCACGAGAUACCGUACUUCGGCGCUGGAGUCGGCCGUGUUCCGCAUCGCUAUCACCCACAGUGUGCGUGCUCGCCAAAUGGCGCGCAAGCACAUCACCGCAGCGCUUGCGUCGUGUGUGUGGAAUAUCUUAACAGACUUAAAAGAGGCCAUGCGACUCAGCAGUCACAAGAGCUCAUCCGAACGGAUUGCCCAUCCACCCCUCGCCACCAGGCAGAGCUCAUCGUUCGCUAUAAAACACGAGAAGAUGAGGUUAUACCUACCCAUUAAUCUCAGACACACCCAAUGCAUUUCACCCGAUUUCUUUGGCAACGCGGAGAUACAAACCAUGGUCGAACUACCCACAGACAGCCUGCUGUCAGCAUCGCAGCCACAGUGUUCGAUGGAGGAUGUGGCAGAUGCCAUUGAGCUUCAUGCCAUCACGCAACAACAACGCAGUGCUGUGCAGGACGUGUUGGAUUGGCUCCAAGGGGCUGAGCGGAGAGACAAAGGAAUCAUGUUGGACUAUAGGGGUUCCACCGGCGCCAGCUUUCUAACGGUGCAGGUUUCGGACAAGGAUUGGUACAAUGGACUGGAAUUCGGGUCAAGUGGCAUUCCGGUCUUUGCCAGUAUUCCCAGUGGAAAGACCGGGUGGCACGCUCAGACUAUCCGUGCGAACGAAGAAGAAUUCGAUCUGUUUGUUACGCUACCUCGGCCGGCAAUGGAAGUCAUGGUGCAGGAAUGGAGCCAAGCUCUGCUCUCAGAGGCUGAGAAGCAAUCGUCUUAAGUUAUCGACUCUGUAAAGCAAAUUAAUAAACUACGACUAAUAAUUAGUCAAAGUCAAUU
Molecule: messenger RNA, 1661 nt
Organism: Sphaeroforma arctica JP610
Lineage: Eukaryota; Ichthyosporea; Ichthyophonida
Exons: 10
Coding region: 598-1602 (334 amino acids)
Source: RefSeq, a predicted model, not a curated record